CUUCCACAGCGAGCAAUGCAGGGACCAACAGGCCCGAUGGGUCUGACAGGAUUGCCAGGACCAGUGGGGCCUUCUGGACUUACAGGUAUUAAAGGUGAAACUGGAGACCAAGGAGAAGAGGGUCCCAGAGGUCUUCGUGGAAUGAUGGGUUUUCCAGGACGAGUUGGCAGAAGGGGUCAGGCUGGUAAGGAUGGAGAAAGAGGAAGAACAGGACACAUUGGAAGAAAGGGGGAUAGAGGCCUUCCUGGACUCCCUGGUCUGCCAGGAGAAAAGGGAGAAAGGGGUUUUCCUGGAUCUCCUGGUGAAGCUGGGCUUCCUGGACAUGAAGGUCCACAGGGAGAUGAAGGGCAACAAGGAUUACCUGGAAUUCCUGGAGAGAUGGGUCCAAGAGGAUUUCCUGGUCCAAGAGGGUUUCCUGGUCUGUCAGGACCUCCUGGCAUUCCAGGCUCAGAAGGCCCAGUUGGACCAAAAGGAAAAGAGGGUCCAGCUGGUCAGCCAGGUCAACCUGGAAGUACAGGAUCACCUGGACCAAUGGGUCCACCAGGACCACAAGGACCCCUAGGUCCACAGGGUCUUUCAGGUCCAAGGGGUAAACCUGGACUUCCUGGACUUCCAGGAGCAGAUGGACUUCCAGGUCACCCAGGGAAUCCUGGGAAUAAUGGAGCCAAGGGAGAUAGGGGUCAACCAGGUACUCAAGGCCCAAUGGGAUUUUCUGGUCAGCGUGGUGUUAAGGGUGACCAAGGAGCCCGUGGCUUGAUGGGAGAGAAAGGAGACAAGGGUUCACAGGGACCAAGUGGAGAGAAAGGAGAUCAGGGUCAUAAGGGAGUUGUAGGUUUAAAGGGACCAGAUGGAAUGCCUGGAAUAGAGGGUCCUGAAGGCCCCAAAGGAAUUGCUGGUCCCCGAGGAGAAAUGGGACCACCAGGGCCACCUGGAGAGAAAGGUAAAAUGGGAAUACCAGGAUUUCCUGGUUAUCCAGGUUCGACUGGUAGUAAGGGUGAGAAAGGCUCUGGAGGAAAACCAGGUGACAAAGGACAAAAGGGUGAAAUUGGUCUGUUGGGCCCACCUGGAGAACGAGGGGAACCAGGACCUAGAGGAAACAGAGGCCGAAGAGGUAGCCGAGGAAAGAGGGGUCCACGAGGAGGAAAGGGUAGUAUAGGAGAACCUGGACCAGCAGGUUCACAGGGAGAAAGAGGACCCCAAGGGCCAGUAGGACCACGAGGUUUUGCUGGCCCUCGUGGACCUCCAGGACCAUCCGGUAAAAAUGGACUUCCAGGACAGUCUGGAGAACGAGGACCUCCAGGAGAACCUGGGCCUCAUGGACCACCUGGCCCACCUGGUGUUGUUGGACCACAGGGACCAGCAGGAGAGCCAGGCCCUUCUGGGGAUACAGGACUUCCUGGAACUCCAGGUGUCCCAGGAGAACAGGGUCUUCCUGGAGAGGCUGGUAAAGAAGGACCUCCUGGUCCAUCAGGUCGUCCUGGAGUCAAAGGUCCUCCUGGACCUCCUGGAGCAGUUGGAGCACCUGGAGAACGAGGAUUAAGUGGUCCUCCUGGAAUUCCUGGAUUGAAAGGUGAAGAUGGACCUCCUGGGCCUCCUGGACCUUUUGGAGAAAAAGGUUCAAUGGGUUUUCCAGGUAAUCCAGGACCUCCAGGUGAAAAGGGGCGACUUGGACCUCCUGGACCACCAGGGCCAGCUGGUUCAAAAGGAGAUAAGGGAGAUGGAGGAUUACCAGGUCCUUCUGGAAGAGAUGGACCACCUGGUGCCAGAGGUUUACCAGGACCAGCAGGACCAGUAGGAACUCCAGGAGAAGAUGGAGACAAGGGUGAAAUGGGAAUGCCUGGUCAGAAGGGAUUAAAAGGAACUAAAGGAAAUACUGGACCAGCAGGAGGCAUUGGCUCACAGGGUAUCAGAGGUGAACCAGGACCUCCUGGUCCUGAAGGAGAGAGAGGAAUGGCUGGACCUCAAGGGCCAAGGGGACCAAAAGGAGAAGAUGGACCAGUUGGUCCACCAGGGCCAUCUGGGCCUCCAGGCGUGCAGGGACUUCCUGGACCUCAAGGUAUGAAGGGUGGCAAGGGAGAUCCAGGCAAAACAGGACCAGCUGGGCCUGCAGGCCAGCCAGGAGAACCUGGUCCACCUGGAUCAAAGGGAGGAGAAGGUGUGCCAGGACCUCCAGGACCAGAAGGUAAGCAAGGACCUAAGGGUGAAUCAGGUCUUCCAGGUAUUCCAGGUCCACCAGGCAUAGAUGGAGAACAUGGUAAACGAGGCCCACCAGGCCAAAAAGGAGAAAGUGGAAAACCUGGUCUACAGGGACCACCAGGAGUUAGAGGGCCUCAAGGCCCAGAAGGACCCAAAGGCUCACCAGGUGCUCCAGGUUAUCCAGGACCCACAGGAGAAGCUGGAACUCCUGGAAUAAAGGGAGAACGAGGAUUGGAUGGAGACGAUGGAAAGCCUGGAGAACCAGGACCACCUGGCACACCUGGAGAAGCUGGAGAAAUGGGAUUGCCUGGAGCCCCAGGAAAAACAGGUCCUGAUGGCUCUGCUGGUGCUCAGGGUGAUAUAGGUCUACCAGGUGAGAAGGGAGAUCAGGGUGUCGAAGGACCUGUUGGAGAACAGGGACCACCUGGACCUCCAGGACAAGCAGGUCCUCCUGGACCAUCAGGACUAAGAGGAUCUCCUGGCCCAGCGGGAGAUGUUGGACCACCUGGACUUAGUGGACCACCAGGUCAACCUGGACUCAUAGGUCCACCUGGAAUUAAAGGAGAAAUAGGAGUGAGGGGUCGUAAAGGAGUGAAGGGACAUCGUGGUCGAAUGGGGCGUGCAGGAAGAAAAGGAGACCCAGGAGAGAAAGGAGAAAAGGGAAUGAAAGGACCUAUUGGACCUCCAGGACUUAAAGGAGAUGUUGGACCACCAGGAAUGGAGGGUCAAAAAGGGAAUGAUGGACCACAAGGGGAAUUGGGACCAGAAGGACCAGCAGGACCUAAAGGAUCUACAGGACCAACUGGACCAAAAGGUGAUCCUGGACCACUGGGACCUCCAGGACCACCUGGACCUCCAGCAGAAGCACCACAGAUUCCUCCAGAGAUGCUUUUCCAAGGAGACAGACCACCAUACUUAAGGUACAAGAGGAGUACUGAUUUUGAUAAAGAUUAUAUCAAAGAGCCAAAAGAAUCUGGACCUGAAGCAGGCCUUCAGAAGAAGUUAUAUAACAUGUAUGCCAACAUCUAUUCCAUAAAAAAAGACUUGGAAAAGAUGAAAAAACCUGUUGGAACCCGAGAGAAUCCAGCCAGGUCCUGUAAAGAUCUUUAUUAUGCUCAUCCUCAACUAGAUAAUGGAUGGUAUUGGAUUGACCCAAAUUUGGGAGUCCCUGAUGAUUCUGUGUUUGUCUUUUGUAAUAUGACAGGGUCAGGUGAAACCUGUGUGUAUCCUGACAAACACGCUUCUAUGAUGCCAAACUUAUCAUGGAAGAGAGGCAACAAAGCUAAAUGGUUCAGUAGUUUACAGGGUGGAUUUAAAAUCACUUACCAAACCGUUGGACCUGUGCAAUUGACAUUCUUACGAUUGCUGAGUUCAGUGGCCUACCAAAAUUUUACCUACACCUGCAUUAAUUCUGUGGCCUGGUACAACCAACAAAAUUUCAACUAUGCCUAUUCUAUCAAGUUACUGGGUGAUAAUCAGCAAGAGUUUGGGACCCACACAUACAGGCCUGUUGUUUCUUAUGAUGGCUGUAAAAGCCGAAGCUCUAAUGAUAGGACAGUAUUCCAAAUUCGGACAAACAAACUGGCACAGCUUCCCCUGGUGGAUUUUUUCCCUAAAGACUAUGGUUUCCCUCAUCAAGCCUUUGGGUUCGAUGUUGGACCAGUGUGCUUCAGCUAACAGGAAGUUGUUUUGUUUUCUGUAUUUUUAAUUUGUUUGUAUUAUGUUUUUAAAUGUAAGAGUAAUUUUUACUGCCUUUAAAAGUGCUUACAUGGCACUCAGAUACACACACUGCCAUUAUUGAACUCUAGUAUUAAACAUUUGUGUUCAUUUGCAAUUUGCUGCUUAUAUAAGAUCUACAGUGAAGAUUAUAUGUAUGUAUUUAUAUCUUUUUCUUUUGUCAUCUAUCAAAUACUAUUGUACAAUGCAAAUAUUGUAAAUGCCUUAUUGCAACAUAUUUUUGUACAGCUUGUCUCCUAGUGGCAAUAAAAGCUUUUAUGUCUUUUUACAGAA
This is a messenger RNA of Limulus polyphemus (Atlantic horseshoe crab), 4206 nucleotides long. Its product is annotated as collagen alpha-1(XI) chain-like. Gene Ontology annotation, molecular function: extracellular matrix structural constituent. The transcript has 56 exons. The record is from RefSeq and is a predicted model, not a curated record. Bases 16 to 3873 code for a protein of 1285 amino acids. Lineage: Eukaryota; Metazoa; Arthropoda; Merostomata; Xiphosura; Limulidae.